Acromyrmex echinatior (Panamanian leafcutter ant) is the source of this 580-nucleotide messenger RNA. RefSeq names its product ribosomal protein S15 (gene RpS15). NCBI's taxonomy places the organism in Eukaryota, Metazoa, Arthropoda, Insecta, Hymenoptera, Formicidae. The record is from RefSeq and is a predicted model, not a curated record. Gene Ontology annotation, cellular component: cytosolic small ribosomal subunit; ribosome. Gene Ontology annotation, biological process: translation; ribosomal small subunit assembly. Gene Ontology annotation, molecular function: structural constituent of ribosome; RNA binding.
UGCGCAUGAAAAUUGUUGCUAGAAAAACGUGUUCUUUUCUCUUGUGUUCUACCGUUCUUUGACGCAGGUCUGUUUAAAGAAUCGCGAAAAUGGCAGAGGCAGAUGAAACUCAAAAAAAGAAGAGGACCUUUAGGAAGUUCACAUUCCGAGGGGUUGAUCUUGAUCAACUCUUGGAUAUGCCAAAUGAACAGCUGAUGGAUUUGAUGCAUGCUAGAGCACGUAGACGCUUUUCUCAUGGCUUGAAAAGAAAGUCUAUGGCUCUUGUCAAGAAGCUACGCAAAGCAAAGAAGGAGACUCCACCUAAUGAGAAACCUGAGAUUGUAAAGACGCAUUUGCGUAAUAUGAUUAUCGUCCCAGAAAUGGUUGGUUCUAUUGUUGGUGUAUACAAUGGUAAAACUUUUAACCAAGUUGAAAUCAAACCAGAAAUGAUCGGCCAUUAUCUUGGAGAAUUUUCUGUUACAUACAAACCUGUUAAACACGGUAGACCUGGUAUUGGUGCUACUCAUUCUUCACGAUUUAUUCCACUCAAAUAAAAUGUAUUUGUCUAUCUUGUACCAAUAAAUUAUCAAAAACCUUACAA